Molecule: messenger RNA, 2523 nt
Organism: Lytechinus pictus (painted urchin)
Lineage: Eukaryota; Metazoa; Echinodermata; Echinoidea; Temnopleuroida; Toxopneustidae
Product: beta-1,3-galactosyltransferase 5-like
Exons: 1
Coding region: 337-1389 (350 amino acids)
Cellular component (GO): Golgi membrane
Molecular function (GO): hexosyltransferase activity
Source: RefSeq, a predicted model, not a curated record
CAUCGUCCCUUAUAUACCCGGAAUGUGUUUUAUUGUUGAGCAUAGUGCGUGCGAUUUCACACUCGUUCUAGGAUUGGGCGAACGUGCAUGGACCAACACUAAAAGGAUUGCCAAGCUGUUAAACGUUUUGUGACCGAUCCCAAAAACCUUCAAUAGAGAUUCUACUAGGAAAUUUACUUCCUGGAAUACACAUUUCAAACAAAAUUAUUUAUCACUUCAUCUUAAGAUUGGUUUGGAAGAAAUCGCAGCAUUGACCCUUUUUCAGGAAGAGUAGACCCGUACGGACACUGGAACAAUUUCUUCGUCAGCGCCAGGCCAGGAAGCGAGUGAUAGAUAAUGAAGAAAUUAUUUUUGAUUUUGAUUAUCGCUUUUAGCAUUGUUCAAUUCUACAUUUACAGCGGAAAAUCAAUCCUGAAGUUAACAAGAGAACGGUUUAUAAGAUCGAAUACUACCAGUUUAUCUGAUGAAUAUAGGCCUAGUACGAUGAGAACAUUCCAAACAGAACAGACGACACCUCAGACGACGGCUUCGGUUCCUUUACUUGGGUGGUUGAAAGAUGUGCAUUGGAGGCCAGCCCCAAAGCUAGAUAUAUAUGACUAUUUUAUCAGUCCUUUUGACAAAUGCAAGGUGGAGAGGGGUACUAUCACGUUACUGGUGUUAGUCAAAUCAGCACCGGGCAAUGGCCAACGGAGAGAGGGGGCAAGGCAGUCCUACAUACGAGGAGCGGCGGAGAAGAACGUAUCAGCCAGGGUAGUCUUUGUCAUUGGAGAUUCUGAAGAUCAAGGAGAAAGGGACAACAUCCAAAAGGAAUCUCAGACACACGGGGAUAUCGUGGGAAUUGGAUUCCAUGACAACUAUUACAACCUCACCAUCAAACUCAUCAUGAGUUUCAAGUGGGCGAUCAACUCUUGUAACAGUGCCUUUGUGUUGAUAACUGAUGACGACGUCGUUAUUGACCUCGUCACUCUGGUCAACGACCUCAAUGCUAUACCCCAGUCGGAGCGCGCCAAGAUCGUUAUUGGGACGAAGGGAGUCGGUUUCAGUCCGCAUCGAAACACCGUCAGCAAAUGGUACAUCCCUGAGGAAUUCUAUCCCAACAAGGAUUAUCCACCAUUUCCAUUCGGACACGGAUACGUGAUGUCACACGAGGUUGUGGAACAGCUUGUUCAAGUUUCCAGAGAAACACCGGCACUGAUACCAUUUGAUGACGUUUACUGUGGUAUCCUGCUUGACAAAUUGGGCGUCACAAUCCUCCACCAGCCGGUUUGGUUCAAAGACCGCCACCCGGUAAAGCAUGAGCAAGGUUAUUUAAAAAUUGAGGUACCAGUGCCGCAAAUGAAGACAUCUUGGGAAACGUUUGAGGUGGAUAUAGAACAUGUUAAAAGAUGAGUUACUGCAUGGUGGGAACGUUACCGUGGUUUUGUUUUUAGUUUGAUGUUUUUACUUGUUGAUGGAAUCUAAUUAUCGUCGUUAGCAGCCGCCAUCAAUCCUCAUCAAUACAUUUUUCUUGCAUUUUAACAAUUGUUAAGAAGCAGAUCAUCAUUCAUAUCUAUCAAAGCAAUAAUGUUUAAUCAUCAUUCCUGAUCAUUCAUUGUACCUUAAGGCUAUAAGAUCCAUAUUUGCAUACAACAAGAUAUGCAUAUAACUUGAAGAUAUGGAUGUGAAGAUGAGCGGAAAUCUGAAAAUAAUGUCGACUUAUUUUACAUCCGAUUUUUUAUAAAAUUUCCAGUGCUAUGCUUAUUUGAAUUCUUUUAUAUAAUAUGUAUACGAAAAACAAUAUUUUUGUUAUGGUGGACUUGCCUUUAUCAUGUGAAUGGGAAUAAUCGAUGCCUUAAUUCGUAAUGAUUCAUAAUUUCCGCUUGAUAUAAAUACUGAUUAUAAUAAUAUCGACCCAGAAUGGAUGUGUACAAUAGAACAACUGAGGAGUCGUAUUCUGUUGGCACAUACUCUUAAAGGUUGAACACUUUGACAUAACGGCAAAAAACUUCCAAAAUGACGAACGAAUUUGAAAGUGUACAUAAAUCUUGAGGAAUUAUCAAUAAAAAGUCGAUAGAUUUGAACAGUGAUUUAUUUUUUUGAGAAGUUUUGCAAUGUAAAAUAUUAUUUUACAAAAUAAGGAUAGAAUAAAUUGUCUUGCCUGAAAUAAAUCAAACGAAAGUGUAUAUAAAUCUCGAGGAAUUAGUAAUAAAAAGUCUAGAUUUGUACUGUAAUUUAUUUUUUAGAAAGAAAAUUCGUUUAUCAUGCUAGAUUACUCGGAAUCGCUUUAUCCACCCCUAAUUUUUUUAAGUGAAUUACUGCAAUGUUAGGGAAACUUGUUGCAUCGGAAGAAGAAGCUGCAAUUUUUUUUUUUUUUUUUUGCAUUUGCGCUCUCAUCUGACGUUAUGACAUUUUAUGAAUUCAUUUUUUUAUUCAUAAUUUUAAUUGCACGUGUCAAAAUUGAAUCAUGGUUAAGAAUAUUUUGUGUCUGAGGCAUGUUUACACGCCAUUGGUGAAGGAUGAAUAAAGAGUUAUUUGUGUCCAAUA